Molecule: messenger RNA, 1079 nt
Organism: Ambispora gerdemannii
Lineage: Eukaryota; Fungi; Glomeromycota; Glomeromycetes; Archaeosporales; Ambisporaceae
Source: the annotation of a GenBank genome assembly
AUCCUUAUAAACAUUUAUCAAUCAAAGAACAAGAGGAUGACGAUGAAGAUGUAUAUUCAUCUAAUUAUGCGUCAUCUUCCCUUACGAAUAAAUCUUGUUCACAACAACAAACAUCUAAGCGAGGAAAAACAGGUGAAGAUAUAACUGUGGAGGAACAGGAAAGACGUGAAAAUGGGGUUAGUUUGAGCGAUCAUGAUCAUAAUCUGGUUAAAAAUCUUCUCAACGAACUGCAACAAUGCUCUGAGAAAAUGGCCAGUUUGGUGCGCAGUUUUCAAGUAUACUGUGAUGAUUCCGUUAAUGAAUUAAUUCGGAAUGAAAUUAUGGACCUAACCCCGUCUUCGGAGUUCGUUCUAAGAUACACAGAUGAGGAUGACUACAUGCAAGUUCUAAAAGAGAUCUUUGAGCCUGUCGAGAAGUUGUUUCCGGAAAGUGCGAUUGAAUUUCUUGAAGAGUUUUUUUCAGAGAACUGUACCCAUCAACAAUGGGAUAACAGGCUGGAAAAUUUAUUGGAACCGGAAGAGGAUCCAUUUUUAAGAAAGUUGAAGAGAUUUUUAUUUGAGACAUUGCCAGCCUUGCAAAACCAUAAUAUGCUAGAAGAUGAAUUCAUGAAUACGUACAUCCAUCCUGUUCUAAAGAAGGCACUGUGGAGGUUUUCGGAUAUUCGUUAUAUACCGGGGAACCAAGCUAUUCGAGCAUCUGCAUAUAGAAAGUCGAUAAUGAAACAAAAAGGGAAUGCAGACCGCUCAGAUGGGAUUGCGUACACCACCACCGAAAAACCGUAUGAAAUUUGUAUAGUAGAAGGUUCCAGACCAUAUGUUGUUGAUCACACGAAAGAAAUGUCCGAUUAUGUCCAAAAUGCGAGAGCAGGAAAAGAUAUAAUAAACCAUACAGUUGUAUCCGAAGUUAAGUUGAAACGAGCACCGCCUCUACAAUUCAAGUCCUAUAUGGUACAGAGCAUCGGACUAAGUCUUCGAUUUUACUUUAUGGAUUAUUUGGGAAUAUAUCGACUUUUUGAAAUCGAAACAUGCGAAAUUCCAACGGAUCUAGAAGGUGUUGAUUUAUUCCCAUCUUUUUUUUAG